This is a messenger RNA of Trichobilharzia regenti, 814 nucleotides long. The record is from the annotation of a GenBank genome assembly. NCBI's taxonomy places the organism in Eukaryota, Metazoa, Platyhelminthes, Trematoda, Strigeidida, Schistosomatidae.
AGACAUUGGGUGUUCAAAAAUUCGCAACUGAUUCUUUAUUACUGUCCUUAUGACUGUGUGUAUUCAAGUCAUAUCUAAAAUUAGGCAACUAAAAAUAAGUGUAGUCAUUGACUUGUUCCUUUUGUUGAUUGUAUCACUACACCAUUAUUCAUUCAAAUACUCCAAUCAAUUGUUGUCUGUUUUUCUCCUAAGGCCCUUGAAUUAUGGUCGACAGUUGUUAAACAAAUACUUGUUAGCACUAAGUAAUGCUUUGAACGCUUCAGUACGUCAUAAUUCAGCUCCUAUAAGUUAUCCACUUCUGAUUAUUUGUUCUUUGAGCUCAGGAUUUGCAAAUCGAAGAAGAUCCAAUCGAAUAGAAUCUAUUGUAAGUAAAGUAUAUAUACCUAUUUCAUAUACUUAAUUUCAGACUUGUGUAAUGUAUAUUAUAAGUUUGAAAAUAUUGUGUUUCUGACAGACAGACUUAGCAUAACUGGUUACCGAUCUCUCUUACCAUAACUAAGCAGGAGGUGAGAAUGAAAUCAGCAGUAAGAUGAAGUUAAGAAAAUAAAGGUUUGAGGUAUUUUAAUUAAGGUGAAGAUAAAAGUGUGAAUGUAUUUAAGUCAAUACUACUGAUUGUAAGUCAUUUCUUCUUGAAUUUCCAAUUAAUAGUCCUCAUUUAAGCAACAUACACUCUCCAUGCACGUUUUGUACUAACCAUAUUUAUUUUCUUCAGAAUUAAUCCUGCUUUUAUAAAAAUAAAAUAUUUGGGUGGAUAGUGUAUCAGCACAUGUAAACUAUGAAGCAAAAUCUUCAGACGAAGUAAUUUGAUUUUGAU